This is a messenger RNA of Taeniopygia guttata (zebra finch), 1814 nucleotides long. NCBI's taxonomy places the organism in Eukaryota, Metazoa, Chordata, Aves, Passeriformes, Estrildidae. The record is from RefSeq and is a predicted model, not a curated record.
AUGAUGUGUCGGCCCACCCCUCAGCUGGGGGGGCCCUGGAGGUUUUUGGGCCCACCUCCCCUUGCUGCCCUCCCCCAGGAGGAGGCCCGCGCCUCUGCCCCCAGCAGCCGCCCGGCCCGGCAGGGAAUGGAGCCCGGCAGGUCGGUGCCGGUGGAGCUGAAGCUCCGCAAGCCCUCGCAGCGGGCCAGGAUCCCGGCGCCCUUCCUCGCCCACCCGGUAGGUCGCUGGCUCGGCCCGCGGCCCCCGGCUCAUCCCGUCGGCGGCCGUACCCUUCGAGCCCCCGUGACUCUGUCCGCACAGGACGGGGCGCUUGGGCCGGCGGGCCCCCCCAGGCCGGACCCCGCGGAGGUAGACGCGGAAUCCCUGGUGCCCACGCACGAUGAGCGGGGCCGUCUCAUCCCCGAGUGGAAGCGGCAAGUGAUGGUGCGGCGGCUGCGGGCCCGACUGGCGGACGAGGACUCGGCGGGAGGACAGGUACGAGAGGCACGGGGAGCAGAGGGGGCGCGGGAUGCGGGCUCCUGGAGCUUCUCGCCCUCCCACCAAGCCGUGCUGGGCCCGUUCGGGGAGCUGCUGACCGAGACAGACCUGCAUCAGCUGGAGAGGGCGGUGGAGAGCCUGCGGCUGCGGCGUCGCGGCGAGGUGUACCAGAGCGAGCUGCGGCGCCUGGUGCGGGAGCUACGCGCCCUCCUGCCCGCGCCGCUGCUCAGCAUCUCCGUCCGCAGCCCCCCGCCUGCUCCGGGGCAGCCCCUGCCCCUCUGGUGCGGCCGCUUGGCCGGCGCCGUCAAUAGCCUGGCCGCGCUGCUGGGCAGCGCCGAGGGGGUGCGGGGUCCCUGCGCCGCCGUCGCCGCGCCCGCCGCCACCUCCGCUCUCCCCGCCGCCGCCGGGCAUCCCCGGGAGCCAGGGGGCAGCCUGGCGCAGCGGGAGAUCCGCCAGUGCGGCGUUUGUGUCCGCAGCCUCCGCGGCGCCUUCGAGCCCGCCUGGGGGGCCGCGGGGAGCGCUCCGGCCGCGGGCGGCGAGGCGGAGGCCGCCAGCGACUCGGGCAUCAGCUGCGAGGAGGCGUUUUCCGACGGCGGCUCCCCGCGGCACGGGAAGGGGCCGGGGCCCGAGUGGGGCAGCUUGAGGAAGGAACGGAUCGUGAUGCUCUUCCUGAGCCACUGGAGACGCUCCGCGUACGCGCCCUUACGGCCCGCCGCCGGGGACCCGCGGGAGGCAGCGGGGAGCGGGGCCCGGGCGGCGGCGCGCCUGGCGCGGCAGAGAGCGGCCAUCCAGAAGCUGCUGAGCGGCUGGCGGGACGCCGCCUCCCGCCGGCCCCCGCCGCCGCCCCCCGCCCGCACCCUGCUCUCUCCGGAGCAGUUCGUGUCGGCGGCGGGGGGCGGCCCGGCCGAGUACGAGAGCCUGUCGCUGGAGCUGUUCAUGCUGGGCUAUUUCCGCAUCUUGGAGCAGGACCUGCCCCCCGAGGAGCGCCGUGGCCGCCACCUGCUCUGUUUCGAGGUGUUUGAGCAGCUGGGCCGGCACGGCUGGCGGGCGGUGCGGGCCUUCCACCGCGCCGUCAUCGACGAGAUCGCGGCCGGGCGGCGCGGCUGGCGCGACGGCUUCGACGACAUCAAGGCACGGUACUUCGGGACUUCGCACAGCCCGGCCCAGCGGCCGGGGCAGGCCGGGGAGGAGGGCGACGAGAUUUGUCGCUACAUCGAUCGCAGCUUCGCCUUUUGGAAGGAGAAGGAAGCCGAGAUCUUCAGCCUGGAGGAGUGAUGCCGAGGGGCCUCGGAGGCCGCGUGCUGCAAUAAAAACCUUCUCGGUUCUGUCCCAGCUAA